Molecule: messenger RNA, 1835 nt
Organism: Trachemys scripta elegans
Lineage: Eukaryota; Metazoa; Chordata; Testudines; Emydidae
Gene: NKAPD1
Product: NKAP domain containing 1
Exons: 6
Coding region: 458-1354 (298 amino acids)
Source: RefSeq, a predicted model, not a curated record
GGAGGGGGGGUGUCUCCCGAGGCCUGAAUGUAUCUGUGUGGGCCUAGACCUCGCCCACCCCCGCUCCUCCCCCCCCAGGUGCCCAGUGCUGGGGCGGCCACCUGCUGCCCUGGCUCCCUGCCAGCCGGCCCUGUUCCUGCUUUCCGCAUCGGGGCCUCCAGCCUGGCUGUCCACGUGUUGCUACUGAUGGGUCCCAGGCGGGCUGGUGCUUUGGGCUGAGAUUGAACCAAAUCUCCCUAGAUCGCCCUGCUCUCCAGGUGAUCCCUUUAUUUCCUGCCCUGAUCUGCUGUGAGCUGUCAGCCCAGUGCUGGGCGAUACCACACAGGGGGCUGAGCUUCAGUGGUGGGUGAAGGGCUGUAUACGUAGGGCCUGGGUCUCUCUUCACCAUGUCAGUUUUACACCAGCAUCGCUCCUUGAUGUCAGUCCAGUUACUUCUGACUUAUGCUGGGGUUAAAGAAUGUCCCGGGUCCCUUUAGGGAAAGUCCUCUUACGAAAUGUCAUUCGUCAUACUGAUGCACACAACAAGAUUCAGGAAGAAUCAGAAAUGUGGAAAAUAAGGGAGCUGGAGAAGCAGACUCAAGAGACUUACCGGUGGAAACAAGGGAGAAUGUCACCCAAUACCUCCAGUAGUCGGAUGCGCAGUGACGGUUUCGAUGAGGAGAGCCAAAGGGCUGACUGGAAGACAAAGAACUUUAUGCAUGUUCCUGACAUGAUCGAAGACGACCUUCUCAGGGCUCGGACCUGGAAUAAGAAGCUCUACGAAUGUGAAGCCAACAUGCCAGAUAGAUGGGGUCACAGUGGCUAUAAAGAGUUAUAUCCAGAGGAAUUUGAUACUGACAGUGACCAGCAAGAGAAAGAUGAACAAAACGCUGUCAAUGGAAAGAGGAAAUCUCACCCAGGAAAACAUUCUGUGCCUGAGUCACUCAAACGGAAGAGGCCAAAGAAAUCACAGAAGAAGAAGCAGAAAAAGAGAUCACAUAAAAAGCGAAAGAAGAGAAAAAAGGAGAAGGUGAAGGCAUCACCAGAUUCUUCCCAGGAAAGCGAGUGUUCAGAGGAGGGGACUUCGGGCACCAGGAAAGGGAAACACAAACACAAGCACAAGAAGAAGACCAGGAAAAGGCUUGUAAAGGAACCUGCCUCUUCCUCUGGGCAGGAAAGUGACUCUUCCAGUGUGAGCAGCUCUGAGGACAGCGAACCUGAGGAGAAAAAGGAAAAGUGGUCUAAGAAAAAAAGGAGGAAAUGCCCUGUGUCCGCCUUAGAGAGGCACAAUGAGAUUCAGAAGAAGCAAAGCAAGAGGAAGAACUGGAAAGUGGCAGCUGAUGAGAAGUCGGAGGACAGCUCAGAUGAGGACUAACAAGAGGCCGUGAGUCUGGGGCCAUGGGUGAAAUUGCACGUCAGUGAAUGGAGGCUGAUGUUUUCUCCCGACAUUGCCCUGUGGUACAAACAUGGUGCCUAACUGAUUUCUGGAGCACAGAACUUUAUACCCUGCCAGCCCACAGGUAUGGGCUCUGCACCUUGCUGGCUCGCAGAGGGCACCUCUUUGGUUUUUGCUGGUUUAAAACCAGGAGAGCUGAAAGGCCUGCGGAGAAGAUGCCUGUCCCUCAGGUCGCAUCUCCUGCCCACCCACCCCAGACUCCUGACUCUAUAAUUAGUCUAAUUUCAUGGCCAUAUUCAGUUUUAAUUGACAGUUCCUGUGGCCCAUCUUCAGAAGGGAAACGGGUGCAUUGGCACCAUCUCUAGGUUUUUUAAAAUUGUUCCUCUUUUCAUGCAUAACCACGUAAUGACCAAGACACAAUUGCAAUAAAGAGCAGAGGCCACAGCUUCUGCCAACCUGA